AUGAAAAAAUUGAUCCAAAUGAACUCCACACUAUUCGUUACCAGCGAAAGCACUAAAGAUUUGGGUACUUUUGCAACCACUGACAUUGCUGAUGGCCUGGGAAAUAUAACUACUUAUUCCGCCUCAUACAACCAUGUUUUUGCCGGACUAACCUCCGUCUUUCUCACCAUCUAUAUUCUGAUUAUUUUGGGCUUCCUUGUCGGGCAUUUUCGACUCCUUUCCAAGGCCCAGGCACGUGGAUUUGGUCGCUUCGUUUAUCGAUAUGCCAUUUCGGCCAUUCUCUUUACAACGACAAUGACAAUUCGUCUGGAAGCGAUUCAAUGGCAAGCCAUCUGGUCGAUAUUCAUCGCCCGACUACUGAUGUUCUUCGUCUCGACGAUUGCCUGCUUAGUGAUUUCGCGAGGUCAAUUGUUAGGUCUCUCUGCCAUCGUCAGUCUUCUGCUGACCGAUUCCAACGAUAUCGCUGUGAUGUAUCCUACCUUUCAAAUCCUUCAUCCAAGCAUGGCCAAACACUGUUGCAUUGUUGUUGCCCUCCAAAUCCUCCUCCUUAAACCAAUCGCAUUUCUCCUCCUUGAAAUGAACGUCUUCCGUGAACGGCGGAUGAUUCAGAGGCAUGCUACUCUUACCUCCGCCUCCUCCUCAUCGCCUCGCAUGACCUUGAGGACUCUGUUUAAGAUAUUGUGCCAAAUACUGUUGGAUCCACAGCUCAUCGCCUUCUGUCUCGGCUUGAUCUGCAAUGUGGCGUUUCGAAACCGUCCGCCCAUCUCCCUCACCCACUUUGGGAAUACCUUUGAUGUGGCUUUCACCUCCUGCGCACUAUUCUACCUCGGCUUGGUCUGCGUAAAUGCUGGCACCAACAUUUCAGCCAUGGAAAAACCCCUGCUAACCAUCGUUCUUUCACUCAAAGUGCUAGUUAUGCCAAUUCUCGCAAUAAAGCUCUACAACCUCUUUCCGACCCAUGUUCAAGGGGAUGCCACGGGAACAUUUGUCCUCCUCUACUCUCUAGCUCCGACUAGAGCUACCCUCCUGUCACUUGCAUCAAGGUACGCCGUCGCUCCCAAUCUUAAUGAAGUGUUCACGAUGACCUUGGUGUGUGAUCGUGAUAUUAGAGAGGUGGAGGAGCAUGAAUACCAGUUCAGGCUAAAAUUUGACCUGGCUAAGAUUUGUGGCAACAAAGUGGGAAAUAGCAUCAGAAUUGGGACCAUCCUCUUCUUUCCUUGCCUUUUCGCCUAUGAAUGCAUCCUUUACUUGCUCUCAGCAGAUCCCUCCAUCUAUGCGCACUUUCUUGAAAAAACGGCCGUUUUUGUCUCCUGGGUUAGUCUUAUUACUGGGCUAUGGACGAGGGUGGUGUUUCUAGCUGGUCGUAAAAUGGCUCUAAUGCCGCACAGAUUCGUGAUCUGCUAUCUGGAUUGCACCUUAUUUACCACCAACAUUGUCGUUUUGAGCGCACUCUUCAAGUCUUGGAUAUAUGAUCCAACAGCACGCAUCACAUUGACCGACUACAUCAAAUUCUCCUUCUACCUCUCCGCCUAUUACUGUACUCGCAUGUGGACGGCCUUCAUCUGCAUUGGAAUGCUGAUUCAACAACGUGAGGCUAGACUGAUGCCACGACGAAAUCGCACCGUCUUCUACAUCUUCGGCCUGUUGGCACCAAUCCUCCUCACUGUUUCCAUGAAAAUCAUUUCCCAUGAUGUUCGGCACCAAGACGUCAACCCAUUCUAUCGAUAUGGAACGGUGCAGCAAAAAUUUACACUGGCAGUACUUAUAAUCUGCUUUCUUGGAUCGGUUGUUCCCCUAAUCCUGCAGUUCUGCCUGAGUUCUCGGGGUAGCAAAUUUCCCUGUUCUUCCAACUCCCUCCGUUUAACAUUUUCACGCCGCAAUUUCUCCAGGAGCGCUAAGAAUGGCUACGCUCCCUUAGCCAAUGGCAGCGCGGUCCACGAGGGUGCCGCUAAGUCGGGGACCGAGCGCCUCCUCCCCGAAGCCAUUCCACUAACAAACGAUGUCGAGGGAAUUGAGAAGGAGGAAGUAAAUGCGGGGGUGAUAGUUGACCAAUCACCGACUCAGGGGGAGGACUCCGAGUCCACGGCAGAUCCUAACAACAAAGAUGGACAAAUUCAUCGACACUUUGCUGUAGUUGGUCUUAAUCUUGUGGGCAUGGUAUUUGGAAUGUGUGGCUGCCUUUGGAGGCUACUGGACCUGCGAAUAUCGACGACGGUUAUUGUGUUGGAGUUUAUAGAUCAGGUUUUCAAUUUCGGUCAGGGCUUCCUCGUCUUUUCGCUCUACGGAUUGGAUGUGGAAUGCAUCUCCAAACCACUCUGUUCCAAGUUUCGAGAGCGCAUAACCAUUUGGUUCCUGGCCCUUAAACGGCCGAGAAGACACAGAACAGAGGCUGAGUCAGGAGGGGAUGAGGGCUUGCGGGUGAGAAUUCCCACAAGACAGACUUCCAGUUGGAGAAUUGCGGAGAGUUUUGCUCUCCUUCAUCUAGACGCUUGUGUCGUCGAAAUCUGCAAGCCCGUUCUAUUGCCAACACGGGAGGUGAAACGUGCUUUUGUGCUCGCCGAUUUCCACGAGUGGCUAUUAAAACGCAAUAUUUGCAGCAAUCUGAACGAGGUGCUAUCACUCCUCCUCUCCUUGGAGCUCAACGACUACGCUCGCGGCCUCAGUGUCACCUCGGUCUACGCACUCGACCCGGAGUCCUGUGAAAAGAGCGUCUUUGAAUUCACCCUCCUCAACUAA
This is a messenger RNA of Echinococcus granulosus, 2736 nucleotides long. RefSeq names its product Integral membrane protein GPR155. Lineage: Eukaryota; Metazoa; Platyhelminthes; Cestoda; Cyclophyllidea; Taeniidae. The record is from RefSeq and is a predicted model, not a curated record. The transcript has 18 exons. Gene Ontology annotation, biological process: transmembrane transport. Gene Ontology annotation, cellular component: membrane. Bases 1 to 2736 code for a protein of 911 amino acids.